Messenger RNA from Chlamydomonas reinhardtii, 1472 nucleotides. RefSeq lists its product as uncharacterized. The transcript is spliced from 13 exons. The record is from RefSeq and is a predicted model, not a curated record. Gene Ontology annotation, biological process: cellular response to oxidative stress. Gene Ontology annotation, molecular function: peptidyl-prolyl cis-trans isomerase activity; peptide-methionine (S)-S-oxide reductase activity. Gene Ontology annotation, cellular component: cytoplasm. Lineage: Eukaryota; Viridiplantae; Chlorophyta; Chlorophyceae; Chlamydomonadales; Chlamydomonadaceae. The coding region runs from base 15 to 1028 and encodes 337 amino acids.
ACAUCUACAUAAAAAUGGCGCUUCGUGCUGCUGGAGCCCGUUUGGGCGCUCGGCCCCUCGCGAACGGGUGGUCGGGCAGGCGCGCUCUGGCCGUUCGUGCCCAGGCGGGCGCCAAGUCGGGCGACUACGUGCAGGUCCACUACACGGGCACGCUCGAUGACGGCAGCGUGUUCGACUCCUCCCGCGAGCGCGAGCCGUUGGAUUUCAUCAUCGGCGCGGGCAAGGUCAUCAAGGGCUUCGACACUGCUGUGAGCGGCCUGGUCGAGGGCGGCAAGCGCAAGCAGCGCAUUGAGCCGAAGGAGGCGUACGGGGAGAAGGACCCCAACGCCGUCAUCUCUGUGCCCAUCAGCCAGGCGCCGGCGGGUCUGGAGGCGGGCAUGAAGGUCCAGCUGUCCAACGGCAUGGUGGCUGCUGUGGCCAAGGUGGACAAGGAGUCCGUGACCCUGGACCUGAACCACGAGCUGGCGGGGCAGGCGCUCACCUUUGACGUUGAGCUCAUGAAGCUGGUACCCAGCGAGCGCCUGCAGAAGGCCACCUUUGCAGCCGGCUGCUUCUGGGGCCCGGAGCUGGCCUUCCAGCGUGUGCCCGGCGUGCUGUCCACCGAGGUGGGCUACAGCAACGGCGAGGCCAAGGACCCCACCUACGAGGAGGUGUGCGAGGGCACCACUGGCCACGCGGAGGUCGUGCAGGUCCUGUACGACCCCGCUGACGUGUCGUACGACCGCCUGCUUGAGGAGUUCUGGGGCCGCCACAACCCCACGCAGCUCAACCGCCAAGGCAACGACGUGGGCACUCAGUACCGUAGCGCCAUCUUCACGCACACGCCGGAGCAGCUGGAGGCAGCCAACAAGAGCAAGGCUGCCUUCCAGGCCAAGUUCAAGGACCCGAUUGUGACGGUGGUUGAGCCCAUCAACAACUACCAUUCCGCCGAGCCCUACCACCAGCAGUACCUGGCGCGCGGCGGCCGCUUCGGCCGGCCGCAGAGCGCCAACAAGGGCUGCGACGACCCCAUCCGCUGCUACGGCUAAACGGCCGGCGGUGAGAGCGGCGCCCAGAGAUGACCCCAGUUGGCCUCGCGGACGCACGUGCUUGGAGGAGAACGCGCAGGACUGCAAGCAGGGUCAUUUGCCGACCCCCAAUCACGUAACAACCGAACCCCAAUCACGUAACAGAGCCGGCCGCUAACAGAUGUGGCUAGAGGAAGAGUUUGUUUGUGCAUUAGUACGUGUGCAGGUUUCAGGGGGGUGGGCUGCUUCUAGGUGUUGUUUCCGUGUCACGUUUGGGGCUUAGGUGAUGAAGUUAUCACGCCGGGCAGUUUGGUAUGGGCAGACGGAAAGCAGGACAGCGCAGGAGGUACGGUUCGGACGGUUAUCCGGUGUUGCGAUGUAGGACACGCAGACGGAAAGCAGGAUACAAGUACAUCGAAUGAACGCAUUGCUUACGUUGUGACUGUUGAUGUUCCCGGUGAACGG